Molecule: messenger RNA, 450 nt
Organism: Echinostoma caproni
Lineage: Eukaryota; Metazoa; Platyhelminthes; Trematoda; Plagiorchiida; Echinostomatidae
Source: the annotation of a GenBank genome assembly
AUGCCUAAAAUGGGUCUGCUAUGCGUGCGCAAAGCAAAGGCUGCCAGGCCCGGUGCCCCACCCAAAUCGAAUGUUCAUGUACUAGCACCACCAAAGUCGGGUGCCGGUAGCACACCGCAGAAAACCACCGGGCUGACCUCUGCCUCAAACAGAGACAUACUGAUAGAAAGGACGGACAUUCAGUCCACCAUCGAACGCCGGGAGCUGAAAGGUCUUAGGGAUGACAUGACACGUCAACUGAAGACGAUCAUCGACUCCCUAACCAACCAAGCCACUCAGCGUGCCAAAGUGACCAAGUUAGCUUUAUUGAAUUGCAGCAGCAUGAAAACCCUAGAGGCGAGCACGUACAUCACUCUCGGGAGGGCUUCCAUUAAGAACAACUUCUUUAACUCUGUGUACGCGUUAACGCAGCAGGCAACAUCCUGGGCUAUUACACCUGGUCCUGAGUAA